AUGAGCUGCCAGGUUGUGAACCCUACACUGCAAAGCAUUUAUCCCCUAUCAUCGACACUCAACAUCCUCCGCACGCUUAACCCCACCCUCACUCCGCUCCCCAAUGUCACCGGCUUCGGCUCUGCCGGAUCAAUCUACGCGCAGCUUUUCUACGACGGUGUCGAGCAGUUCUACUGCAACGCCGACUCGUGCUCUCAGGAUCUGGGAAAUUCAACGUCCACAGACGGCAGCUCUGACUGGACAUGCCAAAAUCUGCAGUGCACCUGCAUUGCAAACACGAGCUUCUGCGGGGGAGUCCCGCAUUCGGACCUCACGCAGACGAUCGACGGGCUGACCGGCACGCUCGCCAUCUCCUGCGACGCGCUCUCCACCGAGAACAACACCGCGAGUUGCGCCUUCAAGCAGUCUAUCAUAGACGCCGUGUUCGGGGCCUCCGGCCUCACCCUCACUGGUUGUGCGUUCGGCGAGUGUGUCAGUCAGAACGUCAUCGACACCAUCAACUCGAACAUCACGGGCUCCUCCGGAAACACUGGCAGCAAGGGCAAGCAGCUGAGUGGUGGCGUUAUUGCUGGCCUUGCAGUCGUAGGUGGUCUCAUCGGGCUCGCACUGCUGUUCUUGGUGUACGGUUGGAUCAAUCAGCGGCGCGCCAGAAAGUCCGGAGCGAGUGCGGCCGGGCACACCGGUGGUGUCGCAGUAGACUGGGCGGAAGUCAGUUACUUCGUGCCUGCCACAGGUAACGCGCGCUGGCUAGGCGGUUCCUUGAGGAGACGGCGUGCGCGCGACCUGAACAACCAUAAAGUCGUGUUGGAUGCUGUCGGUGGUCAUGUCCCGGCUGGACAGAUGAUGGCGAUUAUGGGGCCUAGUGGUGCCGGCAAGACGACCUUGAUAGAAAUCCUCGCCGGGAAAAGAAAGUCGGGUCACACCACAGGCGUCGUGACAUACCCUGUGUCAAGUACCGUGGUCAAACGUGCUCCGCAGAUUGGCUUUGUUCCGCAGCAAGACAUCCUCCCACCGACGCUCACGGUGCACGAGGCCCUCUUCUUCGCCGCCCGCCUGCGCCUGUCCGAGUGCAUCCCCGACUCAGACAAGCGUGCGCGCGUGGACGACGUGCUCGAGAAGUUGGGCAUCUCGCACAUUCGCGACGUUCGGAUCGGCGAUGGCGAGAAGAGGGGCAUCAGCGGUGGUGAGAUGCGGCGGGUCAGCAUUGGCCUCGAGCUUGUCGCGAAGCCGGACGUGUUGAUUCUCGACGAGCCUACUUCCGGACUCGACUCUGUAUCCGCUGCGAAGGUAGCCACCGUGUUGCAUGGGCUCGCGCAUGAUGUGGAGAACCCGACCGCUGUGAUUGCGUCGAUACACCAGCCCAGCUCGCGACUAUACCAAACCUUUGAUCAGAUCCUCGUGCUCGCGCAAGGGCGCGCGAUCUAUUCCGGCGAAGGUGGUGCCGCGCCUGCAGAGCACUUUACCGCUCAGGGCAUCCCUUACAAGGCAGGCUACAACGUGGCGGACUACCUGUUAGAAGUUGCUAGCGACCCUCCCGUCGGUCUCUUCCAGUGCAUCAAAAGCGUGAACACCAGAAGUCGCGAUGACGCGGAGAAGGCGUCGAGUAGCGAAGUACUGGCAUCAGGCGACGACGCGGAGAAAGGUAAUGCCAGCAGGUCGUUGCCUCCGCUGCCCGCCAUCGCAGCGCCGAAACACAAGCGGACACACCGCCUUGGGCCAAAGUAUGCGACCACCUUCUUGACACAGCUGGAAGUUCUCUCGGGUAGGGAGUGGAAGAUUUUGAGAAGAGAUUACACCUUGUUCUUUGCGCACAUCGCCGUUGCCUGUGUCUUGGGUGUGAUCUGCGGUGGCUUAUACUACCAGACAGGCGUUAGUAUUGCCGGAUUCCAGUCACGCAUUGGAUGCCUAUUUUUCUUAGGCGCCCUCAUAGCUUUCUCCUCACUCAGUGCGCUAUACAACAUCGUAGACAUCCGACCGUUGUUUUUGAGAGAGCGGUCUGCUUCAUACUACAGCCCGACUGCAUGGUUGCUAUCACGGGUCAUCUUCGACGUACUCCCGCUGCGAGUGAUUCCGACGAUCAUCGUCGGGACGAUUACCUACUGGAUGGUGGGCUUGGCACAUGAUGCCGCGCAUUUCUUCAAGUUCCUCUUGAUCUUAGUGUUGUACACCCUCGGAAUGACACUCUUCAACUUCCUGCUCGCCUGCGUAUUCCGCAAUGGCGGAAUCGCCAUCCUCUUGAGUGCUCUCCUCGCCCUGUACCAGAUGACGUAUGCCGGCUUCUUCUUGCACCUCACGAGCAUCCCGCCGGUGCUCCGCUGGCUGCAAUGGCUGUGCCCGCUCAAGUACACGCUCGAGGCGCUCUCCGUCAAUGAGGUCGGCUCCGGCCUGCAGAUCCAGGACACGCUCGCAGGUGUUCCCGUGGAAGUGUCCGCUAGCCUGAUCAUGCAGAUGCUGUUUGGCUUCGGCGAAAAUAAUUACUACAGAGACGUGCUGGUGCUGUUUGCGUUCAUCGCCGGGUUCGGGUUGGGCGUGAUCGGGGUCGUCUGGUUCAAGGUGCGGGAGAGACGCUGA
Messenger RNA from Sparassis crispa, 2571 nucleotides. RefSeq names its product Probable ATP-dependent. The transcript is spliced from 11 exons. Gene Ontology annotation, molecular function: ABC-type transporter activity; ATP binding; ATP hydrolysis activity. The coding region runs from base 1 to 2571 and encodes 856 amino acids. Lineage: Eukaryota; Fungi; Basidiomycota; Agaricomycetes; Polyporales; Sparassidaceae. Gene Ontology annotation, cellular component: membrane. The record is from RefSeq and is a predicted model, not a curated record.